Molecule: messenger RNA, 1938 nt
Organism: Notechis scutatus (mainland tiger snake)
Lineage: Eukaryota; Metazoa; Chordata; Lepidosauria; Squamata; Elapidae
Gene: SNTB1
Product: syntrophin beta 1
Cellular component (GO): intracellular anatomical structure; dystrophin-associated glycoprotein complex; synapse
Molecular function (GO): structural molecule activity; protein binding
Source: RefSeq, a predicted model, not a curated record
AGUCUCCGCCGACCUCUUGGAGGGGCGACGCGGCUCCGAGCACUCUCUUUCACCCACUUCUUCUUUUUUUCCCUCCCCUCCCCUCUUCCCGGGGCGUGGUGUGUGUGUGUGUUUGUAAGCCGCGCGCGGGUGUGUGUUUGUGUGUGCGUGUGUAUAUGUGUGGCCGUCCGCUCAAUCACAUGGUGUUUUAAGAAAUGCUCCAAAGAUGGCGGUAGCGGCGGCCGGAGGCGUCGGCCGGCUGCAGCGGAGCGGCGCGCUGGAAGUUUUGGUGCGCGACCGGUGGCACCGGGUGCUGGUGACCCUGGGCGGCGAGGCGCUGGUGCUGAGUGGCGAGGAAAGCGGAGGCGCCGCGGCUUACAACGGCAUCGGGGCAGCCUCGGCGGGCAAUGGAACUUUCUGCGGCAGAGGAGCCGGCGGUGGUGGGGCGUCGAGGACGGCCGCCGCCGCCGCCGCCGCUUGUCCCCUGCCCGGCGCGGCCUCGCCCGAGUCGCCGUCGGGGAGCAGCUACAACAGCAGCGGCAACAACAACGGAGGCGGCGGGAACCCCAAGGCGCCGGUCGGAGUUCGGACGGCGCUGACCGACUUGCCCGAGCAAGUGCCCGAAGCCGUCUCCAACCAGAAGCGGUGCGUCAAGGUGCUGAAGCAAGAGAUGGGCGGUUUGGGCAUCAGCAUCAAAGGGGGCAAAGAGAACAAGAUGCCCAUCCUCAUCAGCAAGAUCUUCAAGGGCUUGGCGGCCGACCAGACCCAGGCGCUCUACGUCGGCGAUGCCAUCCUGACCGUCAACGGCGCGGAUUUGCGCGAUGCCACCCACGACGAAGCCGUGCAGGCGCUCAAGAGGGCGGGCAAGGAGGUCGUGCUGGAAGUGAAAUACAUGCGAGAAGCCACCCCCUAUGUGAAGAAAGGUUCUCCCAUUUCUGAAAUUGGAUGGGAAACUCCUCCUCCUGAGUCCCCCCGUUUGGGCAACCCAACCAUCGAUCCCCUGUUGCCUCUGUCUCUCAACAUCCACCGAGACAAAAAGACCAUCCCACUCAAAAUGUGCUAUGUGACGCGGAACAUGGCUAUGUUAGAUCCAGAAAACAGGAUUGUUGAAGUUCAUUCACCGGAUGCCAAGCACAUCUUGGUGCUAAGGAGUAAAGACGCGAGCACCGCCCAGGCCUGGUUCUAUGCCAUCCACUCCUGUAUCAGCGAGCUCAUUCCCAAAGUGAUCUCAGAGGUCAAAGAUCAGCUGGGUAAAGCAGGACUAGCCGGAGGCCGAGAAAUUAGGCACUUGGGUUGGCUGGCAGAAAAGGUGCUGGGAGAGAAUGAGAAACCUUGGAAAGCUGUUUUGGUUGCCUUGACGGAGAAGGAUCUCUUGAUAUUUGAAAGCAUGCCACGCAUCAAGGAAGCUUGGUUUAGUCCACUGCAUUCCUACCCUCUCUUAGCUACCAGGUUGGUACAUUCAGGACCCGGGAAGGGCUCUCCACAAUCUGGGGUAGAUUUGUCCUUUGCCACUCGAACAGGUACACAACAAGGUAUCGAGAGCCAUCUUUUCAAAAGCGAGACUAGCCGAGACCUUUCCCUGUGGACCCGGAGCCUAGUUCAAGGUUGCCACAACGCAGCUGAACUCUCUGUGGAAGUCACCACAGCUUGCACGUACAAAAACCAGGAGUGCCGUUUGACCAUCCAUUAUGACCAUGGAUUUUCCCUCACCACCGAACCCCAAGUUGGUGCCUUUCCCAAAACCAUCUUCCGGUAUCCCUACGAGAAGCUAAAAUCAUCUUCAGAUGAUGGGAUUCGGAUGCUGUAUUUGGACUUUGGAGGGAAGGAAGGUGAAAUUCAACUGGACCUUCAUUCCUGUCCAAAGCCGAUCGUAUUCAUCAUUCAUUCAUUCCUUUUUGCCAAGAUUACAAGACUUGGAUUGGUAGCAUAAAUUCUGUCUGUCAUUGGCAAGAACAAAAA